AACAGGGGUCCCUUUUCGGGCCCCCGCACACUGCAGACUUUUUUUUUCAGCCGAUAGUUUGGUCAACUGUCGGUCGAAUAUUCUCAAAAGACUGUAUUUAAUUUGUGUAAUUCGCUCCAUACAGAUUAAGUCGCCCGAUCUAUCUAUCGGCCGACAAAAGUCUGCAGUGUGCGGGUACUCUUCCAGUGGCUUCGACAGUUGGGAUGCGAAGGCUAUCGAGCUCUGUCGGCAUACGGUUAAACUGGUUUCUGAAAUAAAAUUGAGAACAAUUAUUUUGGAUGAAUAGAAAUAAGAAUCAUACAUACUCGCAGAAUUUUAUUCGCGAUUCAUCUUCUGUUGUGUUGUAACAGCUAGGAGAGAAUUUCGAAAAAAAAUUAUGGCUGCUAUGAUACCUUUUCGCUCAGUACAUGUAGGGCCUGAUUCUCGAAUACACUACACCCAGAAGACAGAUUACUAAAAUAAGCUACUAAAUCUUUGGUAAGCCAAACAUUAGUAGAAUGUACAUAUUUUCUGUAAAUAUUACUGACCGUUAGUAAAAUAAAUGUCAGAUGCAAUACACAUCCCUACCAACGAUUGGUACAUUUUACUGCGGGUAAUCGGUAACUCAGACAAUUGUCAUCCUCGGCACCGCGAAAAACUAUCUGUCAUUAUUUCAAUUUUCGCCGUGCUGAUAACAACAAUAAAGUAUUAUAGGUUUUUACAUAUAGCCCACCUAAUCGCGCAGAGUGCAGAGAAACCGAUUCACAGUGGUGGUACUUUGCAACCCACCAGUGGAGGUGGAGGUAUCGUAUUGGGAAUAACCGGCGAAGAUGGUGAUAACUCGGCCGAUAGUUUAUAUUAUACCCGCAUGAAUUGGUGGACCAUUCUUUUUUUCUAAGCUGGUUAAAUGUAAUAAGUGUCAGCAAUACUUGCGGGGGAUGAUACAUCAGGGAUCGCUAUGCAAGCAAUGCUGCGAAAACUGCCAGUCGGACAGUAACGUUGACCAGCCGUAAUCAGCAGGUCUUUUGGCUUGGUCCUUGCUAGCAGUUUAACGUGGCCGAGCUGCCUGCGCCGCAGAUUUCCAUAAUACUUUGCAACGGAGUUCGAAUAGAAAACGAUGUGUAACUUGAACCUACAUCUGUACAAGCUGUAUCGGACGACGUCACCGAACUACGACGAGGUUAACAAACUGCGUGGCUCACUCAACGAAAAUCUAAUCAACACCGAUCUGAGCAGCUACUCACCGUAGUGUGUAGCCACGGUGCUAAAGAAGUUCUUACGGGAGCUGCCCAAUCCGAUCAUUCCGGUUAUGUUUUACGACAAAUUCGUCGUAAGCCUCAAUAAUUACCAGUGAUGCGUAGCAAUCCGAUUGCAUCCCCUGGAUCUGCCAAUUUACCACAACAUGACGCUCAAGUACAUAUUAGGCUGUCAAAAAAGUCCUGCGAUAUUUCCGCGAGGUGUCAUUUACCAGCGGGAACUGAAAGAGGAACCGACAAUACUGAUACAAGUGUGGUGUCAUAUUCUAAUGCGUCCUCCUAGGGAGAAAAUUGUUCAAAUUGUGUAUAACACGGAAAACCUGCGAAUAAUGGAACUGUUGCUCUACAAGCUGAACUGGAACGAAAAACUACCAGAAUUUCUGUCUGCUCCUGCGGUACCACCACGGAAAAUCUCCCGAAGUACGGCUGUGUUACAGUACCAGCAGCAGCAACAACAAAUACCCGGUUUAUCCACUGUUUUACCAGCUGCAUAGGCUACUUCAAAAGGCCUGCGAUCACAUCUACGGCACCUGUGACACGAGCGCCCUUGAUUGGGGUGUAUAAUAAUGCCGGUAGGAAUAGUAGAAAUGGAACACUGGCAGCUGAAAAUCGGGGGAUAGCGUUGAUACGAGCAAUUGGUGCUGACCUAACGGAUCAAAUCGACUGAUUCUUUU
This is a messenger RNA of Toxorhynchites rutilus septentrionalis, 1909 nucleotides long. RefSeq lists its product as uncharacterized. The transcript has 5 exons. Bases 1382 to 1729 code for a protein of 115 amino acids. NCBI's taxonomy places the organism in Eukaryota, Metazoa, Arthropoda, Insecta, Diptera, Culicidae. The record is from RefSeq and is a predicted model, not a curated record.